Cokeromyces recurvatus is the source of this 213-nucleotide messenger RNA. Its product is annotated as RecF/RecN/SMC. Gene Ontology annotation, biological process: mitotic chromosome condensation. The transcript has a single exon. Lineage: Eukaryota; Fungi; Mucoromycota; Mucoromycetes; Mucorales; Mucoraceae. The record is from RefSeq and is a predicted model, not a curated record. The annotation marks the transcript as partial.
CCUACACCUCUAUAUGUAAUGGAUGAAAUUGAUGCAGCUUUAGAUUUCCGUAAUGUUUCAAUUGUAGCAAAUUAUAUUGCUGAACGUACAAAAGAUGCUCAAUUUGUCAUUAUUAGUUUAAGAAACAAUAUGUUUGAAUUGGCGGAUAGACUAGUUGGUAUCUAUAAGACAAAUAAUUGUACAAAGAGUAUUGCUAUCAACCCAAAUGUGAUU